Messenger RNA from Elephantulus edwardii (Cape elephant shrew), 1131 nucleotides. It is a transcript of the gene PEX12, whose product is annotated as peroxisomal biogenesis factor 12. The coding region runs from base 55 to 1131 and encodes 358 amino acids. Gene Ontology annotation, biological process: protein monoubiquitination; protein import into peroxisome matrix. Gene Ontology annotation, cellular component: peroxisomal membrane; peroxisomal importomer complex. The record is from RefSeq and is a predicted model, not a curated record. The transcript has 3 exons. Lineage: Eukaryota; Metazoa; Chordata; Mammalia; Macroscelidea; Macroscelididae. Gene Ontology annotation, molecular function: zinc ion binding; protein binding; ubiquitin-protein transferase activity.
CAUGCUUACCCCCGAGUCUGUGGGAAAAGCAAAGCCCAGAAAACACGGGAAGCAAUGGCUGAGCACGGAGCUCACAUUACAGUUGCUUCUGUGGUCGAUGACCAGCCAUCCAUCUUUGAGGUGGUGGCACAGGACAGUCUAAUGACAGCAGUGAGACCUGCCCUUCAACAUUUGGUCAAGGUUCUUGCCGAAUCACAUCCUGCCCACUAUGGCUUCUUUUGGAGGUGGUUUGAUGAAAUCUUUACUUUCUUGGAUCUUCUCCUUCAGCAGCAUUACUUGUCUAAAACUAGUGCGUCAUUUUCUGAAAAUUUUUAUGGUUUAAAACGGAUCGUUAUGGGGGAUACACACAAGCUUCAGAGAUUGGCCAGUGCUGGUCUCCCAAAGCAGCAGCUUUGGAAAUCAAUUUUGUUUUUGGUUCUUAUUCCCUAUCUGAAAGUGAAGCUGGAGAAGCUGGUUUCUAGCCUGAAAGAAGAGGAUCAAUAUUCUAUCCAUCCCCCUUCUUCCCACUGGAAACGAUUUUACCGAGCCUUCCUGGCAGUCUAUCCAUUUGUUAACAUGGCCUGGGAAGGCUGGUUUCUUAUACCACAACUCCGAUAUAUCCUAGGAAAGGCUCAGCAUCACUCACCAUUACUGCGGCUGGCUGGAGUUAGGUUAGGGCGACUGACCCUUCAGGACAUACAAGAUCUGGAGCACAAGCCAGCUGAAGGCAGCACGAAGCAACUAUCAGCCAGUGUCAGUGAGAAGAUAAAGUCAGUGCUGAAGAAAGCUAUGGGAGGUGUUGCCUUAUCCCUCUCUACUGGCCUGUCUGUGGGUGUAUUCUUCCUGCAGUUCCUUGAAUGGUGGUACUCAUCUGAAAAUCAAGAAACUAUCAAAUCACUGACUGCAUUACCAAUUCCACCCCCACCUAUACACCUGGACUACAAUUCUGAUUCUCCAUUACUGCCCAAAAUGAAGACUGUGUGCCCACUGUGUCGUAAAACCCGGGUGAAUGAUACUGUUCUUGCCACCUCUGGCUAUGUGUUUUGUUAUCGAUGUGUGUUUAAUUAUGUAAGAAGUCAUCAAGCUUGUCCCAUUACAGGUUAUCCAACAGAAGUACAACAUCUAAUUAAACUGUACUCCCCUGAGAACUAA